ACAGUACUACCUCGGUUUGACCGUGCUUUUAGGCAAAUUCGGAGAUGCUCCUCGAGUAGACUCAAUUCCGAUUCGACAUGCUGAAAUGCACCUGGUUAAUAUCAUACAGACAUUUGACAGAAAUAAGGGACAAAUAUAAAUCAAACUCCCAGGUGAAAGCUGUCGCGGUUAAAGUGGUUGUCCUGCCAUUCUAUACUUGAAACAGCAGCGAGACACGGUGGAUCCCCCAAUCAACGUCAUAUCUCUGGCGCACCGGUGUUUUCUAUUCUCGGAAGAACAUCUAUAUUGCCUUUAUAUCCAAAGGGUUUAGCCUGAUACUAUAGUAUGUUCUGACAGGUUGGUCCGUGGUUGUGUGGAUUAAAUGAACCUGCCCAUGUAUAUGGAACAGGGUCAGUUCACCAUGGAUGUCACCUCUGGUGUAUAUAAAGGCCUAUCCUGUAUGCUUUAUAAUGUCUUUUCUCGCUUCUGUUCAAGCAUAGCAUACAUCUGAAGUCGCGAAAAUGGUCCAUCUUUCUUCCAUCGCAACAGCCCUGGCGGCUGGUCUCCUGCCCCAACUCGCAAAUUCAGCCGGUCUCAACACCGCCGCUACAGCCAAAGGCCUCGACUACUUCGGAACAGCCACCGACAACCCCGAACUCACAGACAACACCUACAUGACCCAACUCAACAACACCGAUGACUUUGGCCAGCUCACCCCCGGAAACUCCAUGAAAUGGGAUGCCACCGAGCCGUCCCAGAACAGCUUCAGCUUUGAGAAGGGAGAUGCCAUUGCUGAUCUGGCUGAGGCGAAUGGGCAGAAACUGCGGUGCCAUAAUUUGGUGUGGUAUCAGCAGUUGCCUAGUUGGGUGUCUGGGGGUUCUUGGACGAAUGAGACGCUUACGGAGGCUUUGAAGAAUCAUAUUACGAAGGUGGUUACGCAUUAUAAGGGGAGGUGUUAUGCUUGGGAUGUUGUUAAUGAGGCCCUCAACGAUGACGGCUCAUACCGCGAAAAUAUCUUCUACCAAAAUAUCGGCGAAGCGUACAUCCCCAUCGCCUUCGAAGCCGCGGCGGCCGCGGACCCCGAUGUCAAGCUCUACUACAACGACUACAGCAUCGAAUACGGCGGUGACAAGGCAAACGCCGCUGAGAAAAUUGUCAAGAUGGUCCAGUCAUACGGCGCCAAGAUCGACGGCGUUGGUCUUCAGGGCCAUUUCACUGUCGGCCAGACACCCAGCAAGAAAGACCUUGCUAGUACUCUGAAGUCGUACACCGCGCUUGGUGUUGAAGUCGCGUAUACUGAGAUGGAUGUCCGUAUGGAGACGCCGUCUAGUAGCGAUAAGUUGUCGCAGCAGUCGACGGACUAUGCGAGCCUUGUUGGGGCUUGUGCGGAGACGGAGGGAUGCGUUGGUAUUACGAUUUGGGAUUGGACUGAUAAGUACUCGUGGGUGCCGGAUACCUUCUCUGGCUAUGGUGAUGCUUGUCCUUGGGAUGAGAACUAUGAGAAGAAGCAGGCGUACAAUGGUAUCCUGAAUGCGCUUGGGGGUUCGUCCAGUGCUAGGAAGAGCAGGAAGAUGCGCCGAAGCCUGAUCAAUCGAGGCUACUGA
Molecule: messenger RNA, 1583 nt
Organism: Aspergillus glaucus CBS 516.65
Lineage: Eukaryota; Fungi; Ascomycota; Eurotiomycetes; Eurotiales; Aspergillaceae
Product: putative endo-1,4-beta-xylanase
Exons: 4
Coding region: 501-1583 (360 amino acids)
Biological process (GO): carbohydrate metabolic process
Molecular function (GO): hydrolase activity, hydrolyzing O-glycosyl compounds
Source: RefSeq, a predicted model, not a curated record